UGCUUUGCCAGAAACCAGAAGGCUACAAAGUAGUUGGCGAUGUGACAUGUACGUCAAAAAACCUUUGUGAGAUUUAAAAGUAGCGUAUGUGCGCUGGCCGCUGCUCGUCCAUGGUGUUGCUGUAAAGUGUGCUGCCGUCUCUCAAAAGGAGCACUAUGGCAAUGUGGAUCCAGGCCCAGCAGCUGCAGGGUGAGGCACUGCACCAGAUGCAGGCGCUGUACGGCCAGCACUUCCCCAUCGAGGUUCGACACUACCUGGCCCAGUGGAUUGAGAGCCAGCUCUGGGAUUCAGUGGAGUUGGACAACCCAGCAGAGGAAGCCAAAGCCAAGCGUCUGCUGGAAAAUCUAGUGGCUGAGCUGCAGAGGAAAGCUCAGCUCCAGGGAGGAGAGGAUGGCUUUCUGCUUAAGAUCAAGCUGGGCCACUACGCCAGUCAGCUCAAGAGCACUUAUGACCGCUGUCCUUUGGAGCUGGUACGCUGCAUUAAACACAUCCUGCACUCAGAGCAGAGGCUGGUUCAAGAAGCUACAAAUGCCAGCUGUGGGAGUGGGGGACAGGCCAUGGACAGCCUGUCGCAGCGCCACCAGCAGAUCAACCAGGCCUUUGAGGAACUCCGCCUGGCCACACAGGAGACCGAGAAUGAACUGAGAAAGCUGCAGCACAGCCAGGAGUACUUCAUUAUCCAGUACCAGGAGAACCUGCGCAUCCAGGCCCAGCUGAGCAGCCUGUCCUCACUGCCCCCAGCUGAGCGCACCCAGCGGGAGACCACCCUACAGAGCAAGAGGGCCACGGUGGAGGCCUGGCUCACCAGAGAAGCCAGCACACUACAGAAAUACAGGCUUGACCUGUCAGAACAACACCAGAAGACCCUGGCCCUGCUGAGGAAGCAGCAGACUCUGAUCCUUGAUGAGGAACUCAUCCAGUGGAAGAGGAGGCAGCAGCUGGCUGGAAAUGGAGGUCCUCAUGAGGGGGGACUGGAUGUCCUACAGUCCUGGUGUGAGAAGCUGGCUGACCUGAUCUGGCAGAACCGGCAGCAGAUUAGACGCUGUGAACAUCUUACCCAGCAGCUUCCUCUGCCUGGCCCCAUGGAAGAACUACUGAGCAAACUCAAUGCUGACAUCACCGAUAUCAUCUCUGCGCUGGUUACCAGCACCUUUAUCAUUGAAAAGCAGCCGCCCCAGGUGUUAAAGACCCAGACCAAGUUUGCAGCCACAGUGCGCCUUCUGGUGGGGGGGAAGCUCAACGUCCACAUGAAUCCACCUCAGGUCAAGGCUGUCAUUGUUAGCGAGCAGCAAGCCAAAGCUCUGCUGAAGAAUGAGAGCACGCACAGUGAAAGCAGUGGAGAAAUCCUUAACAACAACUGUGUAAUGGAGUAUCACCAAGCCACUGGCACCCUAAGUGCACACUUCAGAAACAUGUCACUGAAGAGGAUCAAGCGUUCAGACCGUCGAGGUGCAGAGUCAGUGACGGAGGAGAAGUUCACAGUUCUGUUUGAAUCACAGUUCAGUGUCGGGGGCAACGAGCUGGUCUUCCAUGUCAAAACUUUAUCACUGCCUGUAGUAGUGAUUGUCCAUGGCAGCCAGGACAACAACGCCACAGCCACAGUCUUGUGGGACAAUGCCUUUGCUGAGCCGGGCAGGGUGCCGUUCAUCGUGCCAGACAAGGUGUUGUGGCCCCAGCUAUGUGAGGCCCUCGAUAUGAAGUACAAGGCAGAAAUGCACAGUGGGCGUGGCCUGUCGGAGGAUAACCUGGUCUUCCUGGCACAGAAAGCUUUUACAAGCGGCAGUAACAACCCUGAGGAUUACCGUAACAUGACCAUAUCCUGGGCCCAGUUCAAUCGGGAGAGCUUACCUGGACGCAACUUCACCUUCUGGCAGUGGUUUGAUGGAGUUGUGGAGCUCAUGAAGAAACAUCUCAAGCCGCACUGGAAUGAUGGGGCCAUCUUGGGCUUUGUAAACAAGCAGCAGGCACAGGACAUGCUGAUGUCCAAACCCAAUGGCACCUUCUUGCUGCGAUUCAGCGACUCUGAGAUUGGAGGCAUCACCAUUGCCUGGGUGGCUGAGAACCCCAACAAACCAGGUGAGAGGCUGGUCUGGAAUCUGUUGCCUUAUACAACUAAGGACUUUUCUAUUCGUUCCCUGGCUGACCGCAUCAGUGACCUGAACCACCUUCUGUUUCUCUACCCUGACCGGCCCAAAGACGAGGUCUUUGCCAAGUACUACACCCCUCCACUCUCAAAAGCAGUGGAUGGAUAUGUCAAACCACAGAUCAAACAAGUAGUGCCAGAAUUCACCACCCCAAACCCUGAACCCAGUGGAGGAACACCUACAUUCAUGGACCAAACCCCUUCUCCGUCUGUGAGCCACCCCAACAACUUUGGUGUCUACCCUUCUAUGAGUGACACCAUGUUGGAUGCAGAUGGAGACUUUGACCUGGAAGACACAAUGGACGUGGCUCGUCAUGUGGAGGAGCUGCUCCGCAGGCCUAUGGCCAACCAGUGGAGCAGUCAGCAGUCCUGAACCUGAAACCGAACCUGCUGCACACCUUCAGGUGUCCGUCUUACCUAACAGAAACACCCACAAAUGUAGCCACGGCAAAACAUUUCCUGUGUUCCAUCAGUCCCUCUGGCAGAUCCACAUCACAGUGAAUAUUCUGUUUUAGUUCCCACAGAGGUUUUAAAAGACAACAGAUCUGGUAAUGAACAACCAUCCACUAACUCAAGUGUCUUUGUAGAGAAAAUAAUCGUACCAUUCAGAAUCAAUAUUAUUAAUAUUUGACAGAGGCUGGUGUUAAUGCCCUCUCUCGCUUACCAUAGUUUCUCAGGGUUUGUGUGUAGCAGGUUUGGGUCAAUGGGAUUUAUACAAAAAGAUAUACAGUCAUUUUUUAAUUUUUUAUGUUAGCUUUGCAGUCAUAUAUGCCUGAUGAGCUUUUAGCUGGCAAUGAGAGACUUUUGCAUAAAAAAGUCAUAGUAGACAAACUGUUUUUAGAGAUUUGUGUUUUUAAGCCUGGAAGCAUAGAAAGGAAUUGCUGAAGGUCACCAGUUGUUCACCCAAAGUAGUAGAAAGUACUGAUUAACUGUAUUUGUGUUAGAGGGGUACUCCAGUGGUUUUAGUAUUUCACUUUUAUAAAGCUGGGGGAAAUCAGGACAGAUAGAUUAAAAAAAAAAAAAA
This is a messenger RNA of Epinephelus lanceolatus (giant grouper), 3167 nucleotides long. RefSeq names its product signal transducer and activator of transcription 5B-like. Gene Ontology annotation, molecular function: DNA-binding transcription factor activity; DNA binding. NCBI's taxonomy places the organism in Eukaryota, Metazoa, Chordata, Actinopteri, Perciformes, Serranidae. The record is from RefSeq and is a predicted model, not a curated record. Gene Ontology annotation, biological process: regulation of DNA-templated transcription; signal transduction.